Messenger RNA from Papaver somniferum (opium poppy), 1191 nucleotides. Its product is annotated as expansin-A10-like. NCBI's taxonomy places the organism in Eukaryota, Viridiplantae, Streptophyta, Magnoliopsida, Ranunculales, Papaveraceae. Gene Ontology annotation, biological process: plant-type cell wall organization. Bases 109 to 885 code for a protein of 258 amino acids. The record is from RefSeq and is a predicted model, not a curated record. The transcript is spliced from 3 exons. Gene Ontology annotation, cellular component: extracellular region.
AAAUUUGCAUAAUCAUCUGCUACUAUAAAUUGACACCUUUUCAGUGCCGAUAACAUCAAAAACUCAUUCACAUUUUCUCCUGUUUUCCCCUGAUUUUAUCUAAUAGUUAUGGUAUCAGGACGUGGAAUCUCAUCUGAUCUUCUUUCCUGCUUAUUUAUCUUCGCGGCGGCCAGCCUAUGUUUCAGUUGUGUUUAUGGAGAUUAUGGCGGUGGUUGGAUGGAUGGUCACGCCACGUUUUAUGGCGGUGGUGAUGCAUCAGGAACAAUGGGAGGAGCAUGUGGGUACGGAAAUUUGAACAGUCAAGGAUAUGGAACUAAUACAGCUGCACUCAGUACUGCCUUGUUCAACAAUGGGUUAAGUUGCGGGUCGUGUUACGAACUGAGAUGUGAAAACGAUCCUAGAUGGUGCCACCCUGGGUCAAUUCUCGUUACAGCAACAAAUUUCUGUCCUCCUAACCCUGCUCAGUCCAAUGAUAAUGGUGGUUGGUGCAAUCCUCCUCUACAACACUUUGAUUUAGCUGAGCCUGCAUUCUUGCAAAUCGGAACAUACCAAGCUGGAAUCAUUCCCGUCUCAUUCAGAAGGGUAUCCUGUGUGAAGAGGGGAGGCAUAAGGUUUACCAUAAACGGUCACUCGUACUUCAACUUGGUGUUGAUCACCAACGUUGGCGGUGCCGGUGAUGUUCAAUCUGUGUCAAUUAAAGGGUCUAAUUCAGGAUGGCAAGCCAUGUCAAGGAAUUGGGGACAAAAUUGGCAGAGUAACUCGUACUUAAAUGGGCAAAGCCUCUCGUUCCAAGUAACCACCAGUGAUGGAAGAACUGUUCUUAGUAAUAAUGUUGCACCUUCUGGUUGGCAAUUCGGACAAACAUUCGAAGGAAGCCAAUUCUAAAUGGAUUCGACUCGAAUCAUAUCUUCUACAAUUACUGCUAUUUAUGUAAGAGGAAGAAUAUAGUUUAAUUUGUUUGUAUAUCUAAAUCAAAUUGAGGAAUAGUACGAGUAGUUUAAAGUCGUCUACAUCGAAAAUGAGUGUAGCAGUGCUUAUAGAUGCACUCUUAUGAGUCCAUAUCUGUUGCAGUAAAUAUUUAUGAAGUCACUUUUGGUAGUUGGGAUUUUCAAUUUCAUAAACUGUAAAGGGCAAUAAUGUGUUAUGCCCAUAUCGAAAUCAUAAGAGAAUCAGGAUAUAUAGUUGCAAUCA